Sphaeroforma arctica JP610 is the source of this 1609-nucleotide messenger RNA. RefSeq lists its product as hypothetical. The record is from RefSeq and is a predicted model, not a curated record. The transcript has 6 exons. NCBI's taxonomy places the organism in Eukaryota, Ichthyosporea, Ichthyophonida. Gene Ontology annotation, molecular function: RNA binding. Gene Ontology annotation, biological process: positive regulation of mRNA splicing, via spliceosome. Gene Ontology annotation, cellular component: spliceosomal complex. Bases 345 to 1580 code for a protein of 411 amino acids.
ACAUGUACUUCACACCCCAUACACCUUGCAGGACGUCCCAUCAAUUGUACAUACAUAAACACACGCAGCUAGUAAUAUAACACUGUAGUAGUAUACAGGGUCGAAGUGUAUUGUAAUAGUCCAUGCAUCCGCAUCUCCACUAGUCACUACCGUUUACCACAAACAUCAUCAGAUCCAACAUACACCUUUAUCUGGAAUCAGUAGCUUUAGACCAUCGCAUCUGAAGACGUCCUUCGACUCAACACAUCAGCAAGCAGUGGUGAGCGCAACAACACGGAAUCCGCAAACGACUUGCCACUCAGAACAGCCGCACACUCAUCGCACAGCACCACAGCAUCAGCAUCAUGGACGAGGACAUGGCACAGGAGUCGCACCAAGCCAUGGAAAGCCGCACACGCUCGCGUUCACCCAUACAUGCACACGACUUCCAGAACGAUGGUAGACACACAGCCGGGGAGGAACAUGGUGGUAGCAACGCUAUGUCCAAUCAGAAUACAGGUCAUGGAGGCCCAGACGAAUCUGCGCGAGAGGGAGCGGACUUCGAUGGAGACUCCCGCGAAGAUGACGGUCAGAGCGGUGAGAGGCAAAGAUACAGCAGCGGUAGCGGUCACGGCGCAAGGAAUCGUGACCGUGGCAGCCGAGGCGGCGGUGGCGACGGUGACGAAGAGGUGCUGCACGUUACAGCUCUCAACCCAAGCACACGCGAUGCCGACCUGCAGGAAGCCUUUGCCGUGUAUGGCCGGGUCAAGUCUGCGCGGGUGAUGCGUGACCCUCACACGCAGGAGUCGCGAGGGUUUGGCUUCGUCACCAUGUACGGCGCAGAGGCUGCAGCGAUGUGUAUUGCCAAACUCAACUCAUCCACACUCAACGGCAAGCAGAUUGUAGUCGCCAAGGCGAGGCGUAACAGGGCCCACUCGCCCACGCCCGGUCGCUACCGUGGCCAUAAGAGCUUCGAGUCCAUAGGCGGUGGUGGAGGACCACCCAGAAGGGACUCUCGCGAUCUCAGGGAUUCACGCAACAGCUUUGCCUCGGGUGGCUAUGGCGGGGGGGUGUUUGGGGGAAGGGGUGGGGUAGGGGCGUCUAUGCAACCAGCACUGAUGCAGGAUGUGGCGGAUCCACUGUACAGACAGCGCAUGAUCGACUUUCAUACAACGGAGCUUAAUAGACUGUACGACUACGAACGCGAACUGGACGGGCGCAGAGAUCCCUACCGUGACGACGGCGCACGCGACAACAAACGGUACAGUGCACGUGACAUGGGCGGGCGUGGUGGCUCCAGCGGCUACUCAUCCGGCCGGAACCAUGAUCCUUUUGACAGACGGUCCGUGGCCGAGCCCCUGAUCUCCAACCGAGAGCGUAAUUACGGGGGUGGGGGUAGUGUAGGUGGCCCGGGGGGGAGAGAGUCGAGUAGGUAUACAGCCGGCUCUGGGGGCUCGCGGGGUGGUCCCGAGGGUGGGUAUAGCGGCGGUAGUAAUAGAGGUGAGGUGAGGGUGGAAGGGGACAGAGACUAUCGUAUGGGCGGUGGUGGGUCUGGCCGGGGUGAACGGAGAGAGAGAUCACGAUCACCGUACCGGAUGUAAACUCGGAUAAAAAUAAACUUGGUUAUACA